Neoarius graeffei (lesser salmon catfish) is the source of this 996-nucleotide messenger RNA. Its product is annotated as neutral amino acid transporter A-like. Lineage: Eukaryota; Metazoa; Chordata; Actinopteri; Siluriformes; Ariidae. Gene Ontology annotation, cellular component: plasma membrane. The transcript has a single exon. The annotation marks the transcript as partial. Gene Ontology annotation, biological process: L-glutamate transmembrane transport; L-serine transport. The record is from RefSeq and is a predicted model, not a curated record. Gene Ontology annotation, molecular function: L-threonine transmembrane transporter activity; symporter activity; L-serine transmembrane transporter activity.
AUGAUUCCUGUCGUCUUAGUCAAAUCAGAGAAGAGGAAUUGCAAAGAUAAGUUCAUGUCGUUUUUACGCAGAAAUCUUGUAGUAAUUCUGACGGUGUCCGGGGUUAUUGUGGGCGUCGGGCUCGGCGUGAUGGUUCGCAAAAUGGACCUGACGCGAGCGCAGAUGACUUACUUCGCGUUUCCCGGUGAGAUGCUGCUGAGGAUGCUGAAGAUGAUUAUCCUGCCUCUCGUUGUGUGCAGCUUAAUCUCAGGCGCCGCCAGUCUGGACACUCGCUCUCUGGGUAAACUCGGAGGGAUCGCCGUGUCCUACUUUUUGGUCACCACGCUCAUAGCCUCGUCCAUCGGGGUCGCUCUGGCUUUCCUCAUCAAGCCCGGGGUUGGCGCUGGAGCUCUCAACACCAACAACCUGGCGCUGGAGAGCGUCAGCAACAACAAGGAGACCGUCGACUCGUUCUUGGACCUGGCGAGAAACUUGUUUCCAUCUAACCUGGUAGCUGCUGCUUUCCGCUCAUAUGCUACAGACUACAAGAUGAUUACAGUGGGAAACACAACAAAUGGGACGGUACUCAAUCAGAAGGUGCCAGUGGGAACAGAACCAGAUGGGAUGAACAUUCUUGGCCUGGUUCUGUUUGCUAUGGUGUUUGGAGUGGCCUUGAGAAAGUUGGGAGCUGAAGGGGAGGAGCUCAUACGUUUCUUUAAUGCCUUCAAUGAAGCCACAAUGGUACUGGUAUCUUGGAUCAUGUGGUAUGUACCAGUUGGCAUUAUGUUCCUGGUAGGCAGUAAGAUUGUGGAGAUGGAGGAUGUGGUUCUGCUUGUUACCAGCUUAGGAAAAUACAUCUUUGCCUCAGUCCUGGGCCAUGUUAUCCAUGGUGGCAUUAUCUUACCUCUUAUCUACUUUGGUCUCACCCGCAAAAAUCCCUUCACCUUCCUCUCUGGUCUAAUCACACCUUUCACCACAGCCUUCGCUACCUGCUCCAGCUCAGCAACACUGCCCUCG